GGUGCAAUCCCAGUGUCCCGGGAUUAUAAAAGCCCCAGGGACUUUAGAGGACAGAUCAUCACAUCACACCAGGCCUAACGACACAUUGACACAAGGCAACUCUUGCUCAACCUGCAGCCAUGAAAUUCUCCCUCAUCGCCGUCAUUGUUUUUGCUCUGGCCAUCAGCUCUGAGUCAGCAUCUCUGGUCAAGAGAGACGCUUCUGCUGAGCUGGACAAGAUCGCCAAGUACUUCCAGGAUUUUGUGGACAAUCUGAAGAACGUUGAGGGUCCAGAGCUGGCCAACAAAGCUAGUGCUUACCUGGAGCAGAGCAGAGCCCAGUUUCAGCCCAUGGUUGAGAAGCUCCAGGAGCAGCUGAAGCCCUUCUCCAACAUUGAGGACCAGAUCAAGCCUCUGGCCGCCUCCGUUCAGGCUCAGGUUGCCCCACUGGCUGACAUGGUCCAGACCCACGUUGAGGACGUCCUCAAAUUUGUGGCUGAUAAAACUAAAACCAUGCUGCCUCCCCAGUAAACCCAAAGCAAUCACCAUUCCUUAGUUCACAUGCAUUGCUUUUGUGUGUCUUUAUGUAUAUUUAAGAGAAAUAAAUAUAAUUUAAAGGUCA
This is a messenger RNA of Danio aesculapii, 600 nucleotides long. RefSeq names its product type-4 ice-structuring protein LS-12 (gene afp4b). The transcript has 4 exons. The record is from RefSeq and is a predicted model, not a curated record. The coding region runs from base 120 to 509 and encodes 129 amino acids. Gene Ontology annotation, cellular component: extracellular region. Gene Ontology annotation, biological process: lipid transport; lipoprotein metabolic process. Gene Ontology annotation, molecular function: lipid binding. NCBI's taxonomy places the organism in Eukaryota, Metazoa, Chordata, Actinopteri, Cypriniformes, Danionidae.